AUGGACUCAUGGAAGUCGCUGUGGAAGCCUGCUAUGUUUCAUAAGACAAUUUUGGUGCGGAUCUGGAAUCCAGGAAUUCGAGAGUGCCCUCCCGGGGCGGUGGUGGCUGGCCCUCAACAGCCACAAAAUCGUCAUGAUACACCUUCUAUGGAACUAUCAGGGCUUGGAUCUGAACCUGACAGUCCAGCACCUGGGAACCAUCACUAG
This is a messenger RNA of Prunus armeniaca (apricot), 207 nucleotides long. The record is from the annotation of a GenBank genome assembly. NCBI's taxonomy places the organism in Eukaryota, Viridiplantae, Streptophyta, Magnoliopsida, Rosales, Rosaceae.